AUAACGUUUCCGUUCAGGCAAACGAAAUAACUGAAAGUAGUGUCUAAACUGAGAGCGACAUAAAUUUAGUCCUGAUCCACUGAAAAAAUGUCUCGAGUUUGGAGGAAGUUAAUCAACGAGCGAGUUAGUGCUGCUGUAGAGCAAAUAUUAGGAGUUUGUGAGCAGGCUGUAGCUGCGUAUGAGGAGGAGAUCUCUCGUCAACGCAUACUGCUGGAUAUCCUUUUGAAGCCCCAGAUAAGGUUGCACAGAACAGAGUUCCCACUGCAACAUGUAUGUAAGAAAGAGGAUGUUCUCAAUGAUGAGCAGCUCUGUAACCAGGAGAGGAACUCCAAUCUGGGCCGAGAAAACCCAAAGCCUCCACAGAUUAAAGAGGAACAGGAAGAGUAUACCUCUAAAUUGAGUUCUGCUUUUGGUGAAGCUGAAAGUGAUUCGCUUUUGCUUUCAGAUGCUGAUGAGACUCAGCAGACUGCAGCAGUGGAAGAUCCUCUUGACAAAAUCUGUAUUAAAUGGGUUAGAUCUGAAUCUGACCAGACAAACUCUGGAGUAUCAGAGCCAAACAUUGAUCAGCUCAGAUCUCCAAAAGCAAAGACAACAUGUAAACAUGUGGAUGCAAGAUCAUCUUUAAGAAUUAGGCCAAAACCAAACAAUAAAUCUAGCACUGGAAGGACAUUAUCAACUACAAAUACUGACCCCAAGUCAAAUAACUGUCGUUACACAUUUUCAAUUGGAAAUAUUGAUCCAAAAUCAAAGAAGAAACAAAGUGAAGCAGAAAACACUACAAGUACUGAGCAAAACAUAGAGAACACAGAUGAUGCCCGGAGCACAACAUCAGAUUCUGAACAACAACCAAAGAAGAAAAGUAAGCAUGCUGAGCCAACACAAAACACUGAGGGCACAACAUCAAAUUCAAAUACUGAUCCAAAACCAAAGAAGAAACGUAAUGCAGGGAACACAUCAUCAACUACUGUUCCAAAACCAAAGAAAUCUGCGAAGACAUCAUCAACUACAAGAACAAAGCAAAACCCAAAAAAGAACCCAGAGAACACAACUGCCAUUACUGAGCCAAAAUUAAAGGAGAAAAGUAAGGAUAGAGAUAUGAGAUCAGCUUCAAGUAUUGAGAAAAAAUCUGAGAAUAAAUGCAACAGCAGCAGUAACACAUCAACUGCAAGUACGACAUCAAAACAAAAUGAGAAAAAUGAUCAUGGGAAUUCAAGAGUCACUGGCAACACUGAGCCAGACCGAGGCAACAAACCUUACACAUGCGACGUGUGCAAUAAAACCUUCUCUUACAUGAAAAACUUGAAAGUACACAUGAGAAUCCAUACAGGUGAAAAGCCUUUUAAUUGCGACCAGUGUGGAAGAACGUUCAACCAGAACUCAGCCUUGAAACAACACAUUAAAACCCACACUGGUGAAAAGCCUUUCAAGUGCAACUCUUGCGGGAAACUUUUCGCCCAGGUGACCUCUGUAACUAAACACAUGAGGACUCACACAGGUGAGAAGCCAUACACUUGUGACACAUGUGGGAAAAAAUUCAGCUGUGGCGCAAAUUUGAAGAAGCACAAGCGAAUUCACACAGGUGAGAAGCCUUACAUCUGCAUUGACUGCGGGAAGGAAUUCGCCGAUUCCACAUCUUUUAAAAAUCAUCGCAGAGCGCACACGGGGGAGAAACCUUACAAGUGCAAUCGAUGUAGGAAAAGCUUCACACUCAGCACGACUCUGACAAAGCACAUCCGAACCCACACAGGUGAAAAGCCAUACAAGUGUAACACUUGUGGAAGCAGUUUUUCUCAACCAACAGAUUUGCAAAUGCACAUUAGGAGUCAUACCGGCGAGAGACCAUACAAAUGCAAUGAUUGUGGAAAAGCAUUCAUAAACAACACAAAACUGUCAAAUCACAUACAGGUGAUGCACAGAGUAGCAGUUCUUAAAAAAAUAACUGCUUUAUAUGAAAAAGCCAUCAAAUGUUAACCAAACUAGAUCUUUUGGAGAUCUUGUCUUGAAAGUUUGGUUUUCCUUUCCAGGACUCACUGCUGUGGAAGUGGCUGUCUGACAUUAAUCAGGCACUGAAUCAUAGGUAUACGAUGUAGAUACAUAAACAAUGAUUGGCAAGUGAUGAAAGGAUAAAUCAUGAAGACCCUGGGCCCAGGGUCAUCUUUUGGUUAAAUAUUAUUUCUUCGAGGCAAAUGAUAUCCUGAAUUUAAAAAACAACAACAAAACAGCCAGCUCAUGUUCAGGAAAUGGGUUACUCUGGAGUUCCUGUUACUAAAUGUUAUGGCCACCUGUUGCACCACAACCAGGCUCCACAAAUAAAAACAAAAUUUUUUUCCACCUAAAAUUACUAGAGAAAAUGUGACAAUAAGCAACAAUAAGUCCUAAUCGUUCAUUUUGACCAUACAUAUGUAAAUUUGAGGUAAAGCCACCCAUACAAGCAUUCGUAUUCACUUGAGGCAUCUUUUAAUUCUGUUUUUAUUGACCUUUAACAAAAUCAGAAAACAUGUUUUUAAAUUAAGUUGAAGUUCAUGGCAAAGUCCAAUCCAUUAUUUUACAUUUGGAUACAUCAUUGUAUCUUGUAUGUCCAACUGACUGUAAGUUAACCAUUCAUUUGUUAUUUGCCUCUAAUUUGGGUAAACUGGAAUAUGUGACAAUUUAAGUUCCUUUAUGUAAGGCUACUGUAGUGUACACAUUCAUUAGUUUUUUAUUAUUGCUUUUUAAAAUGAUUAUAUAUGUUUUUUUGAUCUGUGUCAUGUUUUGUUCCCCAGAGAAAUCCUGCAGGCAGCAAUGAAGUCCAUUUAUUUUAUUUUUGAGUGGAUGAAGUUUGAUGGUUGUGGGUUAAUAUGCAAAUUGUAAGUCUCAGCUCUUUUCAGACAGUGUUUUUGGACUUUGACAUUGAUGCUGUUUUAUACAGAUCUGUUUGUGGUUUUGUUCUGGGCACCUGCUAAUUUCUGUGUUAUUUUGCUACCAGCUACUUGUGUAUUGUGUUUUAUUGGUACUGGUAUUUAUAUUUGUCUUUUGGUUGAUGUUUGACAAGUGUAUUUCUACGAAUAUUUCAUGCUGUAAAUUUGCAAAGACCUGAUGAAUACUCAUGUUUGACUAUCCUGAACA
Molecule: messenger RNA, 3105 nt
Organism: Scomber japonicus (chub mackerel)
Lineage: Eukaryota; Metazoa; Chordata; Actinopteri; Scombriformes; Scombridae
Product: zinc finger protein 391-like
Exons: 2
Coding region: 88-1971 (627 amino acids)
Biological process (GO): regulation of transcription by RNA polymerase II; central nervous system development
Cellular component (GO): nucleus
Molecular function (GO): DNA-binding transcription factor activity, RNA polymerase II-specific; RNA polymerase II cis-regulatory region sequence-specific DNA binding
Source: RefSeq, a predicted model, not a curated record